This is a messenger RNA of Saimiri boliviensis boliviensis (Bolivian squirrel monkey), 809 nucleotides long. The record is from RefSeq and is a predicted model, not a curated record. NCBI's taxonomy places the organism in Eukaryota, Metazoa, Chordata, Mammalia, Primates, Cebidae.
CCGGGCAAAGCGAGAGACGAGCCAGGAACGAGCCGGGAAAUCCGAGCAGGAUGGCAGCAGACCCGGCCCCGGCCUCAGACCGCCGGGGACCUGCAGGCGACCGGCCGGCCGGCCGCGGCUCCACACCCUGGGCACAGACUCGGGGAGCAGAGAAAGCGGAGACGCGCUGCCACGCGCGGUGCCUUCGCGCACACCGCAGCACGGCCCCAGCCCGCGGGGCCCACGAGGAGGCGGAAUCCCACGCACCCCGCAGCCACGCGAGCCCUGCGCCUCCCAGGACGGAAUGGAACCAAGUGACUUCAAAAUCAUCUGAGCCCCUGGCUAGCCCCGGCGCAGGUCUCCUGGGAGUGCUCCAAAUUCAGCUCAACUUUAUUUACUUGACUUUUAUCUUUCCUCCCUCAUUCUCGAAUCACCCGGUUCCAAGGCAGUCCCUGCGGGCAGGUGCAGCUGUGCUGGAGUCCGGGGAGCAAGCAGGGACCUCCGUCCUGUCCCGGACACCCAGGCGGCAGCGGCUCCAGCACGGGGCCAGCCUGCCUCCCACCGCGCAGCCCGAGGGCUGUCCUGGAAUCACAGCCGGCCAGCCCUGGGUGGCCGGACACGUUUAUGACCCCCACCCCCACCCCCCACGCGGGUCAGCGCCUUCCAUAUUCUGGGAACGGCUCACGCGCAGCGCCCUGCAGGCUGCUGCGACUUCAUCCUUCAUUCCCAAAGCAGGUGUCAGGCUCUCCCAGGAGACCCAGCAGGGUGCUAUCUGCCAGCCCUGCCAAACCAUCCCUGGGCACCAGCACCGCGGCUUCCAUCAGUGUUAG